UGCCAGCGAUCGUACCGCCUACUACACGUUGGCCACACAGGAGGAGAAGCUGAAGGGCGUGGCCGAGUACGCGAUCGUCAAGAGUAUUGAUUGCCCGGCCGGCUGGGAGCAAGACCAGGACAACCUCGGCUUCCGCUACUGCUUCAAGUUCUCCGCGGCGCCUUUGGCGUUUGACGACGUGCAGUGUGACUGUCGGCGUUAUGGGCCGCUCGUCGACAUCGCCUACUACCACAAUAUGGAGCAGAUGCAUCGAAUUGCUGACCGAGAGCUCCUGCUCGAGCUCGGCGUGGCCGAAGGGACGUGCACCGACGAUCUGCCCAUCACCGAGUGCCUCCAGGCGCUGCCCAAGAACGAGUGGCCGCCCAAGGCUCGCCCAUGUGCCCCCGAGGCGCUGUACGGCAUCUGCUCGGCGUAUCCGUCGAUGAUCAAGAACCAGCUCGUGGACCCGGAAGGCUGC
Mesorhabditis spiculigera is the source of this 457-nucleotide messenger RNA. The record is from the annotation of a GenBank genome assembly. NCBI's taxonomy places the organism in Eukaryota, Metazoa, Nematoda, Chromadorea, Rhabditida, Rhabditidae.